This is a messenger RNA of Blastomyces gilchristii SLH14081, 129 nucleotides long. RefSeq lists its product as uncharacterized. NCBI's taxonomy places the organism in Eukaryota, Fungi, Ascomycota, Eurotiomycetes, Onygenales, Ajellomycetaceae. The transcript has a single exon. The coding region runs from base 1 to 129 and encodes 42 amino acids. The record is from RefSeq and is a predicted model, not a curated record.
AUGUUUCAAAAGAUCAACACCAAGUCCCACUCACGUACCGCCCUGCUCAAUCUGGCCUAUCUCCGGCAGAAAGAUACAAAAAGAUACCUCGGCAAUAGUAUUCAAUACAUAACCAGCGGACAACUAUAA